AUGGCACCCGCGUUUGGUCCUGAGAAGGGCAAGGCGCCCAGGGGGCGGUCUGGUGGAGCACGAGACAGCUGUCUCCCAGUCUCCCCAAAUCCGUGCCCGAGGGGGCGUUUCUGCGUCGCAGGGGCGGGCACAGCCGACGCCUCCCUGCUCCACCUUCUGGGUCGGCGCCAAGACUCGGAUAGUGAAUUUCGGGAAGUUUCACUCGGGUGGCUCAAUCCCUUGUUUAAGAUUGGCCAUAAACGGAGAUUAGAGGAAGAUGAUAUGUAUUCAGUGCUACCAGAAGACCGCUCACAGCACCUUGGAGAGGAGUUGCAAGGGUUCUGGGAUAAAGAAGUUUUAAGAGCUGAGAAUGACGCACAGAAGCCUUCUUUAACAAGAGCAAUCAUAAAGUGUUACUGGAAAUCUUAUUUAGUUUUGGGAAUUUUUACAUUAAUUGAGGAAAGUGCCAAAGUAAUCCAGCCCAUAUUUUUGGGAAAAAUUAUUAAUUAUUUUGAAAAUUACGAUCCCAUGGAUUCCGUGGCUUUGAACACAGCAUACGCCUAUGCCACGGUGCUGACUGUUUGCACGCUCAUUUUGGCCAUACUGCAUCACUUAUAUUUUUAUCACGUUCAGUGUGCUGGGAUGAGGUUACGAAUAGCCAUGUGCCAUAUGAUUUAUCGGAAGGCACUUCGUCUUAGUAACAUGGCCAUGGGGAAGACAACCACAGGCCAGAUAGUCAAUCUGCUGUCCAAUGAUGUCAACAAGUUUGACCAGGUGACAGUGUUCUUACACUUCCUGUGGGCAGGGCCACUGCAGGCGAUCGCAGUGACUGCCCUACUCUGGAUGGAGAUAGGAAUAUCGUGCCUUGCUGGGAUGGCAGUUCUAAUUAUUCUCCUGCCCUUCCAAAGCUGUUUCGGGAAGUUGUUCUCAUCACUGAGGAGUAAAACUGCAACUUUCACGGAUGCCAGGAUCAGGACCAUGAAUGAAGUUAUAACUGGCAUAAGGAUAAUAAAAAUGUACGCCUGGGAAAAGUCAUUUUCAGAUCUUGUUACCAAUUUGAGAAAGAAGGAGAUUUCCAAGAUUCUGAGAAGUUCCUACCUCAGAGGGAUGAAUUUGGCCUCAUUUUUCAGUGCAAGCAAAAUCAUCGUGUUUGUGACCUUCACCACCUAUGUGCUCCUUGGCAACGUGAUCACAGCCAGCCGCGUGUUCGUGGCCGUGACACUGUACGGGGCUGUGCGGCUGACGGUCACCCUCUUCUUCCCUGCAGCCAUUGAGAAGGUGUCAGAGGCAAUCAUCAGCAUCCGAAGAAUCCAGAACUUUUUGCUACUUGAUGAGAUAUUGCAGCGUAACCGUCAGCCACCGUCAGAUGGUAAAAAGAUGGUGCAUGUGCAGGACUUUACUGCUUUUUGGGAUAAGGCAUCAGAGACCCCAACUCUACAAGGCCUUUCCUUUACUGUCAGACCUGGUGAAUUGUUAGCUGUGGUCGGCCCCGUGGGAGCAGGGAAGUCAUCACUGUUAAGUGCUGUGCUCGGGGAAUUGGCCCCCAGUCACGGGCUGGUCAGCGUGCAUGGAAGAGUUGCUUAUGUGUCUCAGCAGCCCUGGGUGUUCUCGGGAACUGUGAGGAGUAAUAUUUUAUUUGGGAAGAAAUAUGAAAAGGAACGAUAUGAAAAAGUCAUAAAGGCUUGUGCUCUGAAAAAGGAUUUACAGCUGUUGGAGGAUGGUGAUCUGACUGUGAUAGGAGAUCGGGGAACCACGCUGAGUGGAGGGCAGAAAGCGCGGGUAAACCUUGCAAGAGCAGUGUAUCAAGAUGCUGACAUCUAUCUCCUGGACGAUCCUCUCAGCGCAGUCGAUGCGGAAGUUAGCAGGCACUUGUUCGAACUGUGUAUUUGUCAAACUUUGCAUGAGAAGAUCACAAUUUUAGUGACUCAUCAGUUGCAGUACCUCAAAGCUGCAAGUCAGAUUCUGAUAUUGAAAGAUGGUAAAAUGGUGCAGAAGGGGACUUACACUGAGUUCCUAAAAUCUGGUAUAGAUUUUGGCUCCCUUUUGAAGAAGGACAACGAGGAAAGCGAACAACUUCCAGUUCCAGAAACUCCCACGCUGAGGAAUCGCACCUUCUCAGAGUCUUCGGUUUGGUCUCAGCAAUCUUCUAGACCCUCCUUGAAAGAUGGUGCUGUGGAGACCCAAGAUACGGAGAAUGUCCCAGUUACACUCUCAGACGAGAACCGUUCUGAAGGAAAAGUUGGUUUUCAGGCCUAUAAGAAUUACUUCAGAGCUGGUGCUCACUGGAUUGUCAUCAUUUUCCUUAUUCUCCUAAACACUGCAGCUCAGGUUGCCUAUGUUCUUCAAGAUUGGUGGCUUUCGUACUGGGCAAACCAACAAAUUACGCUAAAUGUCACUGUAAAUGGAGGAGGAAAUGUAACCAAGAAGCUAGAUCUUAACUGGUACUUAGGAAUUUAUUCAGGUUUAACUGUAGCUACCGUUCUUUUUGGCAUAGCAAGAUCUCUAUUGGUAUUCUACGUCCUUGUUAAUUCUUCACAAACUUUGCACAACAAAAUGUUUGAGUCAAUUCUGAAAGCUCCGGUAUUAUUCUUUGAUAGAAAUCCAAUAGGAAGAAUUUUAAAUCGUUUCUCCAAAGACAUUGGACACUUGGAUGAUUUACUGCCACUGACGGUUUUAGAUUUCAUCCAGACAUUGCUACAAGUGGUUAGUGUGGUCUCUGUGGCUGUGGCUGUGAUUCCUUGGAUCGCAAUACCCUUGGUUCCCCUUGGAAUCGUUUUCAUUUUUCUUCGGCGAUAUUUUUUGGAAACAUCAAGAGAUGUGAAGCGCCUGGAAUCUACAACUCGGAGCCCAGUGUUUUCCCACUUAUCAUCUUCUCUCCAGGGCCUCUGGACCAUCCGGGCAUACAAAGCAGAAGGGAGGUGUCAGGAACUGUUUGAUGCACACCAGGAUUUACACUCAGAGGCUUGGUUCUUGUUUUUGACAACAUCCCGCUGGUUCGCCGUCCGUCUGGAUGCCAUCUGUGCCAUGUUUGUCAUCGUCGUUGCCUUUGGGUCCCUGAUUCUGGCAAAAACUCUGGAUGCCGGGCAGGUGGGCUUGGCGCUGUCCUAUGCCCUCACACUCAUGGGGAUGUUUCAGUGGUGUGUUCGACAAAGUGCCGAAGUUGAGAAUAUGAUGAUCUCAGUAGAAAGAGUGAUUGAAUACACAGACCUUGAAAAAGAAGCACCUUGGGAAUAUCAGAAACGCCCGCCACCGACCUGGCCCCAUGAAGGAGUGAUCAUCUUUGACAAUGUGAACUUCAUGUACAGUCUAGAUGGGCCUCUGGUACUGAAGCAUCUGACAGCACUCAUUAAAUCACGAGAAAAGGUUGGCAUUGUGGGAAGAACCGGAGCUGGAAAAAGUUCCCUCAUCUCGGCCCUUUUUAGACUGUCAGAACCCGAAGGUAAAAUUUGGAUUGAUAAGAUCUUGACAACUGAAAUUGGACUUCACGAUUUAAGGAAGAAAAUGUCAAUCAUACCUCAGGAACCUGUUUUGUUCACUGGAACAAUGAGGAAAAACCUGGAUCCCUUCAAUGAGCACACGGAUGAGGAACUGUGGAAUGCCUUACAAGAGGUACAACUUAAAGAAACCAUUGAAGAUCUUCCUGGUAAAAUGGAUACUGAAUUAGCAGAAUCAGGAUCCAAUUUUAGUGUCGGACAAAGACAACUGGUAUGCCUUGCCAGGGCAAUUCUCAGGAAAAAUCAGAUAUUGAUUAUUGAUGAAGCGACGGCAAAUGUGGAUCCAAGAACUGAUGAGUUAAUACAAAAGAAAAUCCGGGAGAAAUUUGCCCACUGCACCGUGCUAACCAUUGCACACAGAUUGAACACCAUUAUUGACAGCGACAGGAUAAUGGUUUUAGAUUCAGGAAGACUGAAAGAAUAUGAUGAGCCAUAUGUUUUGCUACAAAAUAAAGAGAGCCUAUUUUACAAGAUGGUGCAACAACUGGGCAAGGCAGAAGCCGCGGCCCUCACUGAAACAGCAAAACAGGUAUACUUCAAAAGAAAUUAUCCACAUAUCGGUCACACUGACCAUAUGGUUACAAACACUUCCAAUGGACAGCCCUCAACCUUAACUAUUUUCGAGACAGCACUAUGAAUCCAACCAAGACGUCAUGUCUGUUCCGAAGGUGUUUUCUGCUAGUUUUUGGACUAUGUAAACCACAUUGUAAUUUUUUUACUUUGGCAACAAAUAUUUAUACAUACAAGAUGCUGGUUCAUUUGAAUAUUUCUCCCAACUUAUCCAGUGAUCUCCAGCUCUAACAAAAUGGUUUAUUUUUAUUUAAAUGUCAAUAGUUGUUUUUUAAAAUCCAAAUCAGAGAUGCAGGCCACCAGUUAAAUGCUGUCUAUCAGGUUUUGUGCCUUAAGAAAUGACAGAGUCAAAGCUCAUUUUUAAAGGAGUAGGACAAAGUUGUCACAGGUUUUUGUUGUUAUUGUUUUUACUGCCCCUAAAAUUACAUGUUAAUUUCCAUUUAUAUCAGGGAUUCUAUUUACUUGAAGACUGUGAAGUUGCCAUUUUGUCUCAUUGUUUUCUUUGACAUAACUAGGAUCCAUUAUUUUCUCUGAAGGCUUCUUGUUAGAAAAUAGUACAGUUAAAAACCAAUGGGAACAACAAAAAGAAAAAGUUUGCGACAUAGUAGUAGGGAGUAUGUAACCCUUACUCUCCACCAAAAAAAAAAAAAAAGGAUAUAUGUUUAAAGGAUAGAAGGACAAUAUUUUAUCCUAUGUUCUAAAAGAGAAGGAAGAGAAAAUACUACUUUCUCAAAAUGGAGGCCCUUAAAGGUGCUUUGAUACUGAAGGACACAAAUGUGACCGUCCAUCCUCCUUUAGAGUUGCAUGACUUGGACAUGGUAACUGUUGCAGUUUUAGACUCAGCAUUGUGACACUUCCCAAGAAGGCCAAACCUCUAACCGACAUUCCUGAAAUACGUGGCGUCAUUCUUUUUUGGAUUUCUCAUUUAUGGAAGGCUAACCCUCUGUUGACUGUAAGCCUUUUGGUUUAGGCUUUAUUGAAAUCCUUUCUAAAUUGCAUGAAUAGGCUCUGCUAACAUGAUGAGACAAACUGAAAAUUGUUGCAAGCAUUGACUAUAAUUAUGGAGUAUGUUCUCAGGAUGCAUCCAGGGGUUCAUUUUCAUGAGCUUGUCCAGGUUAGUUUACUUCUGACCACUAAUAGCAUUGUCAUUUGGGCUUUCUGUUGAAUGAAUCAACAAACCACAAUACUUCCUGGGACCUGUUGUACUUUAUUUGAACUGUGGGUCUUUAAUUUUUCUUGAUGGUGGUGGCUGUAACAUGUUGAGUUCAGUUUACUAAAGGUUUUGAAGUGGAGUCUCAUGACCUCUCAGAAUAAGGUGUCACUUCCUUGAAACUGCAUUUAUGUAUAUAGAUAUGCACACAUGUGCAUUUGUUUGUAUACAUAUGUGUCCUUCAUAUAGGAAGUUUUUUGACUCAUCAGUAGAGAGCAACAGAUGUUUUAUUGAGUGAAGCCUUAAAAAGCACACACACAGCUAACGACCAAAAUACAUUGACUGUAGUAGCUGUUCAACUCCUAGUACUUAGAAAUAAAUGUAUGGUUAAUGUUCAGUCCAAUAAACCACACACAGUAAACGUUUAUUAAUAGUCAUGGCUUGUAUUUUAGGUGACUGAAAUUACAACGGUGAUCAUAAUGAGGUUUAUUAAAACGUUAGCUAUAUUCAAAAUGUCUAUAUGUUUAUUUGUACUUUUGAGGUUAAAGACAGUCAUAUAAACAUCCUGUUUCUGUUUUAAUCUUGUCAUAGAAUUUUUUAAUGAAACUAAAUUCAGUUGAAAUAAAUGAUAGUUUUCAUCUCCAUUCA
This is a messenger RNA of Mandrillus leucophaeus (drill), 5841 nucleotides long. RefSeq names its product ATP-binding cassette, sub-family C (CFTR/MRP), member 4 (gene ABCC4). The transcript has 31 exons. Gene Ontology annotation, molecular function: ATP hydrolysis activity; ABC-type transporter activity; ATP binding. The record is from RefSeq and is a predicted model, not a curated record. Bases 1 to 4110 code for a protein of 1369 amino acids. Gene Ontology annotation, cellular component: plasma membrane. Gene Ontology annotation, biological process: transmembrane transport. NCBI's taxonomy places the organism in Eukaryota, Metazoa, Chordata, Mammalia, Primates, Cercopithecidae.